Messenger RNA from Coturnix japonica (Japanese quail), 1251 nucleotides. NCBI's taxonomy places the organism in Eukaryota, Metazoa, Chordata, Aves, Galliformes, Phasianidae. The record is from RefSeq and is a predicted model, not a curated record.
CCCCAGACUCGAGCCGCUCGGGUCCGUGUUGGCAAAGGGGACAAACCCGUCACGUACGAGCAGGCCCACCCCCCCCAUUACAUCGCACACCGCAAGGGCUGGCUGUCCCUGCACACCGGUAACCUGUCAGGUGAGCCGGGUGCCGCACAGCGCACCGUGGAGGACGCGUUCCUGCGCCGCUUCUUUCACGGCACGUUCCCGGGUUGUUUGUGGGAGCAGCUGGUGGUGAAGCGUCGCUGCAACGUGCUGCUGCUCUGCCCGGUGCUGCUGCGCCAGCUGCCCCCCGCCAAGCUCUGCUUCCUGCUGGGCUACGCAGAGACCCUCCUGUCCCACCUGUACAAGUGCCCCGUCAGCAUCCAGGUGCAGACCGUGCCCGACAGGGUGAUCUACAAGUACAUCUGAGGGGAGAUAAAGGGAGCGGAGCCAGGAGCUGUGGGGCUGUGUGGGUCGGGGGGUGAUGGCACAACGGGAGACCCCAUGUUGUGGGUGAUGGACCCCGUCCUGUGUGUGUGUUGUGUUGUGUUGUCUGGGCGGGGGUCUGACCCCACUGUGGCCUUUGGGGUCUUGACCCCAUGGGGACCCACCCCCAUUGUGCCCAUGGAUCUUCAUCCCAUGGGGACCCGUCCCCAUUGAGCCACUUGGGGUCAUCAUCCCAUGGGGACCCAUCCCUGCUGUGCCCAUGUGCCCUAUGGGGUCUUGAUCCCACGGGGACCUGUCCCCAUUGAGCCACAUGGGGUCUUCAUCCCAUGGGAACCCACCCCCACACUGCCCAUAUACCCUUUGGGGUCCUGAUCCCACGGGGACCUGUCCCCAUUGAGCCAUAUGGGGUCUUCAUCAUAUGGGGACCCAUCCCUGCCUUUCCCAUAUGCCCUAUGGGGUCUUGAUCUUAUGGGGUCUUGAUCCCAUGGGGACCCACCCCCAUUGUGCCCAUGGAUCUUCAUGCCAUAGGGACCUGUCCCCAUUGAGCCACAUGGGGUCUUGAUCCCAUAGGGACCCAUCUCCACUAUGCCCAUACGCCCCCUGGGGUCUUGAUCUUAUGGGGUCUUGAUGUCACAGGGACCCAUCCCCACUGUACCCAUAUACUCUAUGGGGUCUUGAUCCCAUGGAGUCCCAUCCCCACCAUGGAUGUCUGUCCUUUGGGGUUUUGAUCCCAUACAGCCCCAUUCAAUCACUGUCACACAGCGCACGCUCCCUCCCAUUAAAACCCCCAUAAAACCCAUUAAAAACCCAUUAAAGACUCAGAAAUGCAAA